Molecule: messenger RNA, 1233 nt
Organism: Kluyveromyces marxianus DMKU3-1042
Lineage: Eukaryota; Fungi; Ascomycota; Saccharomycetes; Saccharomycetales; Saccharomycetaceae
Gene: CUE2
Product: Cue2p
Exons: 1
Coding region: 1-1233 (410 amino acids)
Molecular function (GO): ubiquitin binding
Source: RefSeq, a predicted model, not a curated record
AUGGACGACUCGGCCGUUCAUACCUUGGCCCAGCUGUUCCCCGAUGCGACCCAAACCAAGCUCCGAAACGCGCUUGCUAGCGCUCAGGGCGACCCAAACCUAGCAUCGACGAUCUUGCUCAGCGAGAUGAGCAUGGGCAGACAAGGCGAAACAGUGGCCCAGCUGGCGAGCAUGUUCCCUGACAAGCCCCGGGCCGUGCUCCAGCGGGUGCUCGAGGACUCUGGGAGUCUGGACGCUGCUGUGGAGGUGUUACUGGGGGAUGCCUCUGGCGAUUCAUUUGGUGAUGCAUUUGGCGAUGCCUUGCCAAAGGCAUUGCCAAAUAAGAGAGAGGCCACUAACCAGGCCUCUGGAAAGGCCAGAGGCCUGGCCACCAGCCAGGAUAGUGGACCUGCCAUUGUGCAGAAGUAUGGCUACGUUUCCAAGCGUGUAGCUGAGGACUUGUGCGCCCAGUAUUCCGAUCCCAUUAGAGCGUUGAUCCAGUUGGUGUACACAGGUACUAGAGGUACUAGCACCUCUAAUACAGGUACCAGUACAGGUACAAGUACAGCUACUAAUACAAGUGAUGACCUCUCCGACCUGCUCCACUCGCCCCGGCUCAGCUCCAUCAGCCCUCGCUUCCUCGAGAAGGCCCUCGAGUACUUCCACGGCGACCACGAGCGCACCGCUGCCUUGCUCAUCCUCAUCGCAGAGCACAACUACGGCAAGCACACGGGGUACUACAGGGUGGAGCCGGGACCAGGACCAGGACCAGGACCAGGCACUUCAUCCAUCAGGCAAGGCACUUCAUCUGCCAGGUCCCAAAUCAAACCCAGGUUUAGUCCCAGCCCCAGCACCAGUACCAUCCCCAAAGCCAUCUCUAGCCCCAUAAAUGGGACUAGAGAUGGGACUAGAGAUGGGACUAGAGAUGGGCCUGAAGCUGGGGAUGAGCCUCAGACCCUCGACUUCCACGGCUGGCUCCCCGAAGACGCUGCCAACACCGCUGCCCAACGGCUCGCGCGCUGGUGGGCCACAGAACUCGCCCAAAGAGAGCUCAACAACACCAGGCUCAACCAGAUCGAAGCAGUGCACGUCUCUCCAGUGACCCUCGUCACCGGUAGAGGCCUCCACAGCACUGGAGGCGUCCCAAGAGUCCGCAUUCGCGUCCAAAGAAUGCUCGAUGAGCUUAAUUACGUGUAUAUAGAAGAGCCAUCGCGUUUUACAGUGACGGGAAGGAGAAGGAUUCGCCAGAGGUAG